Polychytrium aggregatum is the source of this 3119-nucleotide messenger RNA. RefSeq lists its product as uncharacterized. Gene Ontology annotation, cellular component: exocyst. The record is from RefSeq and is a predicted model, not a curated record. The transcript has 22 exons. Bases 173 to 2692 code for a protein of 839 amino acids. Lineage: Eukaryota; Fungi; Chytridiomycota; Chytridiomycetes; Polychytriales. Gene Ontology annotation, biological process: intracellular protein localization; Golgi to plasma membrane transport; exocytosis.
CCGCCAUCAUCAUCAUCGGUCCCCUCAUGUGUGGGAUGCCCCAGUUCGGUUCGAAUGGCCGGAUCGUUUCCUUCGGGCUGAUUUGUCUUUCCAACCCGACCGUCACUCCACACCCUCCCUUGACCGCUCCCGAGACUGUUCAAUCUAAACACUUGUGAGCAGAAUCCGCGCCAUGUCCAAAUCUAAAGCUGCCCCAAUUCCCUUGGACAUGACCAAGUUCGAUGACGAGGAGUUCAACUCAGACUCUUACGUCUACGGAAUUCUGGCCACCAAUGCUGAGGAUGACAUCAAGAACUUCUUUACUCUGCUCGAGGCCGCUCGCGAGAGUGCCGCCUCUGUCCUGCAAAAAAACGUCUAUCGCAACUACACCGAGUUCGUCACCAUAUCCAAGGAGAUAUCCAAGCUCGAGAGCGAUAUGCUUACUUUGCGCGGAUUGCUCAACGAGCUGCGCGACGUCAACGAGAUCCUGAGACCCGAUGAGCCUGUCGAGCAGAUUGCUUUGGAUGUCUCUCCCGUUGCGACCGAGCUGUCUCCGACGGAGAAGAAAGAAGGGAUGCCGUUUGUGCGUCCGCAGGAAAUGCUGGAUUUCAGAAAGAUGCAGAUGGAGAAGCUCUUUGACCUUAUCGAAGGCGUCCAGAAAAUGAUUCCCGAGUCGAGCAGCCGCUAUCUCGCCCGCGACGGGUCCAAGACUCAGUACUGGGAAGUCAAUCCGUCCAACAUUGGCGGCAAGAAGCAAUGCGUCCACUUCUUUGUUCUCAGCGACUACCUGCUGGUCACGACCAAGAAGAAGAGCCUCAUUUCGGGCAAAUCUAAGAUGACCGUCGACAAGUGUCUCAAGCUUAGCGAGAUCGCCAUUAUCGACAUGAAGGACUCAGAAAUCACGAAUGCUUUCAAGAUUAUGCGACACCCAAAUACGUUCGUCUAUCGGGCAGAGUCUCCCGAAGACAAGCGCAGUCUGUUGGCUGCCAUAAAACGAGUGACGGAUGCGUUUUUGGUUCCCAAGAAGGAGCCCGAGAAAGAAACCAAGGAGUUGAGGUCAUCCACUCCUCUUCUGACUGCACAGAGCGAGGCUAUCGCUGAGACCGUCGCUGCGGCUCCCACCAAAAUCGCCGUCGUCAAGGAUAGUAUAUCAAUGCCGGAUGCACAGUUCCUGUUUGAGCUGCCUGACGAGCUCGAUGUCCUGAUUGCCCAUCGAGAGUUUGAUAAUGCCGUGGCGCUGAUGGAAAGGGGUCGGUCUAUCCUUGUCUCCAACUCUGUCGAAACGCCACGAGUCCAGAUCAUGAAAUACAACCUCGAAGAUCGUAUCUCGCGACUCGCAAGCACACUCUGUGGCGAUCUUUCGAGUCCGAUUUGUACAAAGAAACAGGGCCAGGCCAACAUUGCGCUGCUUGUCAAGCUUGGUUUCGGCAAAGAGGCCCGUGAUAUAUUUUUGACUUCCAGGACAAAGGCUAUACAUCACCACAUCCGAUUACUCAAAAUGGAUGGCGAGGUCGCCUCCUAUGUCUCGGAUCUCGCCGAUGUGGUAUUCCAGAUGAUUCGAAACACGUGUGACUGGUAUAAGGUCUCUUUCCACGACUCGACGAUGGCAUCUGGAUUUAUGACAUGGGUGCGCGGCGAGAUCAUCUACUUUUCGGAAAUCUUUCGAAGACAUGUCUUUUAUGAGUUACAAGAGUUUUCGGUGAUCUCUGACUGUCUGCACAGAACCAUGGAGAACUGCGAGCUGCUUCGCGAGGCCGGCCUGGAUCUCAGCUUCUUGAUCGAGCAGCUUCUCCUGGAUGAUGUAAAGGAGGCGAUCAAUCGCCACUCCAAGUUGUGUCGCGACAAGAUUAUCGAGUGCAUCAACACAGACAACUUUUCACAGGUUUCGAAUCCAAAGCUAUUCGAAGAUGCCGAGUUAAGCAAGCCAAUCAGCCAGAGCGUCUGUGAUUUCUACGAGAUUCUCAUGACUUUUGGCUCAAAUGUCGGAGUUUUGAUGUCGAUUGCGCUCUAUGACAAGAUUGUGACCUCCUUGGCCGAUUUCUUCUCAUGCUAUCUUGACCGAAGCUUGGAGCUCUUUCAGAACCAGUGGACACCAUCGCAGUACAACACCAUGGUGUUCAAUGCCGACUUUGUCGUUAAUGACCUGGUCCCGCGGGUGUCAACCCAACUUGCGGCGCGCUUUGAGCGAGCAAUUCCAGAGCUCGAGAAUCAUCGGCAGUACCUACAGAAUGUGAUCCGCAAGAUGAACAUAAUAUAUAUCAAGCAGAUGAUUGCUCGCCUCAUUGGCGAGUUCUUCAAGUUCCAAGUCUUGGACUACACCAGCGGAGGCGGCAUUCUUGAUACAGCAAAGCCCUCCAGCGACAUGAUCAAGCUCUGCGAAGAGUCCCACAAAAUACUACAGCACAUUCCACCAGCCUUCAAAGCGUCAGAGACCAUGAAGGCCAUUGUCGAGGGUCUCUUUGAGCUGAUGCUCGAGAGCGUGCAGCAGUUCAUACUGGACAUGCACUUUUUUCUCCAGCUCGCACGUCCAUUUAUAUCGGAAAAGUCCACAAGCAGCGCCCAUCAAAUCUGCGAAAAGGCACUUCGAAGCUUCGUGAGCCAGAACUCAGGCGUUACAGCUCCGCUGAAGGGUGGCGAAUGGUACGAUGCCAGGGUCAAAGCGAGCAUGCAGCAGACAGCCAAAAGCUUUCCCGAGUUUACGACCACCAAAUGAGCGACACUCGGAGAAAUGUGCGGCGCUAUCGUUCCAGUCGAACAUGUAGUUUGCGAUAGCAAAGUCAUUUGCAAACGCAGCCGAUCACCACGACAGCCUCUGAGUGACGGCAGCAUAUUGCCUUCCGGUCUCCGCAACUGCCUCGAUUCCACAUCACGAAACAGCUGUGUUCUUUGGUUAUCUGGUCAUGGACAUACUGAAUGUGGCCAACGCGCAUUGUUUUGGAGCAACAUGUUAUUUGGUCGCUCAUCAUGAUCAACCCGGGUGCCCCAUUUCGUUCUGGGUGCGCUGGGUUAGCACCUCUUCCCCGCCUUGCACCACUUCCCCGCCUUGCACCUCUUCCCGGCCUUGCACCCUGGCUGGUCUUUGCUUUCAUGUGUCACGUGUACAGCCUCAUUUCCAAGGCCCUCGUCCUGGUCGGUGCUCU